CCUUUCACCCCCGCCUCCCAAAUAAACCACUUAGAUUUAAAAAUAGAGGUGAUUGUGCUGUUGCAGUCCUGUACGGUCAUAAACUUGAGAAAUAAAAUGUGUUUCACUGCUUUCAAUUAAAAACAAAGAAGUUGGAUUGACAUCCCGUGCCCGCGGCCGUUGCUAUGGGUCGUUCAGCCCAACAGAACCAGCACGAGAGGAGAGGAGAGGACGUGUUGAGUGAGGGCCUGUGAAGAUGACCUUGGAGUGCAGGUCGAUAGUUCCUUGGUGUCGCAGGUGGAUAGGAUACUGAAGAAGGCAUUUGGAUCAUGAAGAACAAUUUUCCUUUAUAGCAGAAUGGUAUGAUGCAAGUGCUAGUCUAAUUCGGCGCUACUUGUUUUUCUUUUAUCCAAAAGAUGGAUCUAUUGAAAUGUAUGAUAUUAAGAACCAUCGUACCUUUCUGAAACGGACAAAAUAUGAACAAUUGAGGCAAGAAGACUUGUUCGUUGACAGCGUAAUUACUGUGUAUUCUCGUCAGCUCCAUUUAGUAAGCUACGGGGACCAAUACACAGCUCGCAAACUGGGAAGUAAGAAACAAAAGACACUAGGUGUAGUAAAGCCAGGCUCUGAUCUUAAAUUCGGAAAAUUGAUUGACAGGCUCUACAGCGCAGGACUUGUAAUAUCCAAGGCAAAAAUGAUAGAUCUCACAAGCGAUCUCCUUAGGUAUUUAACUUGUGGUCCUGCUGUUGCGCUGGAAAUUAUGGGAGAUGAAGCUGCUUCUUCCUGGAGGAAGCUAAUUGGAUCUUCAGAUUCUAGGAGAGCAGAAAAUGAAGCCAGAACACGGGCUCUUUAUGGAAUUGACAACACCAAUACUCAUGGUUCUGAAUGUGCCGCAACUGCAGCUCGAGAACUAGAGAUUUUUUUCCCAUUACUUGGUAAAGGGCCGUCAAAUACAGCAAAAUGUAUUGAUUGCACGUUAUGUAUUAUCAAACCUCAUGCAAUUGCUGAAGGUCUGGCUGGAAAGAUUUUAGAUACCAUUGAAGAACGAGGGUUUAAAUUUACAGCAUUUCAACUGUUCAAUUUAGACAAAGCUAAUGCAGAAGAGUUCCUUGAAGUGUAUAAAGGAGUGGUUUCUGAAUACAAUGGUAUGGUAAAUGAACUCACUUCAGGCCCUUGUCUUGCCCUUGAAUUCCAAGGAAGUGACGUUCAGAAAACAUUUAGAGAAUGCUGUGGACCAUCGGACCCUGAAAUUGCUCGCCAUCUACGCCCUUGCAGUUUGCGUGCCCUUUUUGGAAAGAGCAAAAUUCAGAAUGCUGUACAUUGCACAGACCUCCCUGAAGAUGGAGUACUGGAGGUGCAGUACUUUUUCAAGAUCUUGGACAGUUGAUUAGACAUGGCCUGAACAAUCAAGAAAUAAAUCAAGGAUGUAGGUUCAUGAGUUUUAUUUUUUUGUUGCUUUGAAUCAUGUGGAGUACUGUUCUCCUAACAAGUUUACAGAUGUUACAUUGCAUUUGCAUUUUACAACAUGAACACCAUCCUACUGCAUUGGUUUAAAAUAAAGAUUAUGAUUUUA
This is a messenger RNA of Stegostoma tigrinum, 1552 nucleotides long. It is a transcript of the gene nme7, whose product is annotated as NME/NM23 family member 7. Gene Ontology annotation, molecular function: nucleoside diphosphate kinase activity; ATP binding. Gene Ontology annotation, cellular component: centrosome. Gene Ontology annotation, biological process: CTP biosynthetic process; UTP biosynthetic process; GTP biosynthetic process. The transcript has 12 exons. Bases 410 to 1366 code for a protein of 318 amino acids. NCBI's taxonomy places the organism in Eukaryota, Metazoa, Chordata, Chondrichthyes, Orectolobiformes, Stegostomatidae. The record is from RefSeq and is a predicted model, not a curated record.